CUGUCACUUGCCGCUGGCUUCUGUCAGAGUUUCUCUCUGAUUGUUUUCAGAACAGAAAGUGCUUCCCGAGGAGCGCGCAGAAACAAUGUGCUGCUCCUGACCAACACUGAAUGGAUUAGCUGGCUAUUCAGAGCACUAAUGAGAUUACAGAGUCACAACAGACAUGGGUCCUAGCGGCAUGGUACCUUUUGUCGCGCUUCUUGAGGAGUGUUUUCCUUGUCAGUCCCUCAGCACUGGAAAUGGCGCUCUGAAAGUGAACGAGGCUGACCCAGCGCAGGCGGAUGCCAGGGAAUAGACGCGCACAAGCUCACCUAUGUUGGUUUCGUGGUGGUAGUGGUGGACAAUAUGAAGUACCAGAAAUACAUAACAGUGAUGCAGAUGGCCAUGGGAGUGACAGCCUCCAACAAAGACGACUGCAUCCCUCCGAAGAGACAGCUGUGGGUGCCACCUGAUUCAGAUGCCCCCGCUGCCUCUGCUGCGACGCCACCUGCUGCGGCUGCGAGUCAGGGCAAACCAUCACUGCGCAGGAUCAAGGGCCGCAUCCACAGAAGCAAGAGCCUGGACAGUAUAGAUCUACUGGACUGCAAUAGUACAACAAUGGAGGAAACUGUAAUAUGGGAACAGCACACGGUGACUCUUCACAGGGCGCCAGGUUUCGGGUUUGGAAUCGCCAUCUCAGGGGGCCGUGACAACCCUCAUUUCCAGAGUGGAGAGACCUCUAUAGUGAUCUCAGAUGUGCUCAAAGGGGGACCAGCGGAAGGACUUUUACAAGAGAAUGAUAGAGUGGUGAUGGUGAACGGUGUCUCCAUGGACAAUGUGGAGCAUGCCUACGCUGUUCAGCAGCUGAGAAAAAGUGGAAAGAAUGCCAAAAUUACUAUCCGCAGAAAGCGGAAGGUGCAGAUUCCUGUAAGUCGAGGGGGAGACAGAGAGACUAUGUCAGAGCGAGAGGAAGAGGACGACACUGAGGAGGAUGAUUAUGAGGGACCAGCACGUGCAGGGGGAGCGAGUGGAGGCACUAGCAGCAGAAACGAGCGCAGCGGCAGCACCGGAAGGAGAGACCAUAGUAAUUCCCGUGAGAGGAGCAUUUCCCCACGCUCAGACAGACGAUCAGUUGCAUCCAACGUCCCGCCACGACCUUCCAAAGUCACACUUGUCAAGUCCCGCAAGAAUGAAGAAUACGGCCUGCGUCUGGCCAGCCACAUAUUUGUAAAGGACAUUUCUCCCGAGAGCCUUGCAGCCCGUGAUGGCAACAUACAAGAGGGAGACGUCGUCCUGAAGAUCAAUGGCACAGUGACUGAGAACCUGUCUUUGAUCGACGCAAAGAAGCUUAUAGAGCGAUCGAAAGGCAAGCUGAAAAUGGUGGUGCAGAGAGACGAGAGGGCGACACUCCUAAACAUUCCAGAUAUGGACGAUAGCAUUCCCUCAGCUAAUUCAGACAGAGAUGACAUUUCAGAAAUUCAUUCACUGGCAUCAGAUCAUUCCCAUGAGCACACCCGUCGCAGUCGAUCCCGUUCCCCUGACAAACGCUCAGAGCCCUCCGACAUCUCCGGCCACUCUCCACAGCAGAUGAGCAACGGCAGCCACAGGAGUCGCGAGGAGGAGCGCAUCUCCAAACCAGCGGCGUUAUCCACUCCAGUUAAGAUGACGGAAGAUGCCCUUCUGGUUCCGCCAACAGAACAGCCCGGGGACAAACAGAUCCCUCCACUGCCAGAGCCAAAACCAGUGUAUGCACAACCUGGGCAACCUGAUGUUGAUCUGCCAGUCAGCCCCUCUGAUGCCCCUGUGCCCAAUGUCACUCAUGAUGACAGCAUCCUCCGGCCUAGUAUGAAGCUGGUGAAGUUUAAGAAAGGCGAAAGUGUGGGAUUGAGGCUGGCAGGAGGAAAUGAUGUGGGGAUCUUUGUUGCUGGUGUGCUGGAAGACAGUCCUGCUGCUAAGGAAGGCCUGGAGGAGGGAGACCAGAUACUCAGGGUUAACAAUGUUGACUUUGCAAACAUCAUUCGUGAGGAAGCAGUGCUGUUCCUGCUCGAUCUGCCCAGAGGUGAAGAGGUCACCAUCCUGGCUCAGAGGAAGAAAGAUGUGUAUCGGCGGAUAGUGGAGUCUGAUGUGGGCGACUCCUUCUACAUCAGAACACACUUUGAGUAUGAGAAAGAGUCUCCAUAUGGGCUGAGCUUUAAUAAGGGAGAGGUGUUCAGAGUGGUAGACACCCUCUACAACGGCAAACUGGGCUCCUGGCUGGCCAUCCGCAUUGGGAAGAACCACCAGGAGGUGGAAAGAGGCAUCAUUCCCAACAAGAACAGGGCGGAGCAGUUAUCAAGCGUACAGUAUACACUCCCCAAAACUACAGGCGGUGACCGAGCUGACUUCUGGAGGUUCAGAGGUCUGCGCAGUUCAAAGAGGAACCUGCGGAAGAGCAGAGAAGAUGUGUCAGCUCAGCCUGUUCAGACUAAGUUCCCUGCGUAUGAGAGGGUGGUUCUUAGAGAAGCUGGGUUCCUGAGACCUGUUGUGAUCUUCGGGCCGAUUGCAGAUGUGGCACGAGAUAAACUGGCGAGAGAGGUGCCUGACAUGUUUGAGCUUGCAAGUGAGUCUGGGUUCCUGAGACCUGUUGUGAUCUUCGGGCCGAUUGCAGAUGUGGCACGAGAUAAACUGGCGAGAGAGGUGCCUGACAUGUUUGAGCUUGCAAUAAAUGAAUAUGCAUUGCACCACAUUGAUGCCAUUCAGCAGCAACAGAACCAGCUGGUGUGGGUCUCAGAGGGCAAGGCGGAGGGCGCACCUGACAAUGAUCUGGAUCUUCACGAUGACCGUCUGUCCUAUGUAUCUGCCCCUGGUAGCGAGUACAGUAUGUACAGCACGGACAGCCGUCACACCUCAGACUACGAGGACACUGACACAGAGGGCGGAGCCUACACGGACCAGGAACUAGACGAGACCCUGAACGACGAGGUUGGACCGCCCAGCAAACCCGCCAUCACUCGCUCCUCAGAGCCUGUCCGGGAGGACCCGCCCGUCAUCCAGGAACCCCCUGGAUAUGGAGGGUACCAGCCCGAACCGCUGAACCGCAUCGACCCCGCAGGGUUCAAGGCCCCUGCACCUCAGCAGAAAGCAGAGGCUGCUCUUCCCAUGCAGCCUGAGCCGCUGGCAGAGACAGCGCCCCCUGCUGUUCAUGUAAAUGUAGGGGCCCUGAGUGCCAAGGAUCUCCCGGUCACCCUCACUCAGGGGGAUUUCAGCCCAGAGGCAGGCUCUCUCUUCCCACCUGCCCCUGAGCUAGCCCAACCCCCGUCUCCCGACCCCAACCAAUCCGGACAACCAGGGUCAGAGUCCAAGAUGUACAAGAAGGAUAUCUAUCGUAACAACGAGCCGGUGCUGGUGAACCAGAACCCUAUGCAGCCCAACUACAACCCCCAGCAGCCCCUCUACCAGGAAGACAAGCCAUACAGAGAUUACGACCACCAGCCCUACCGCUACGAUGGGGGCUACAUGGAACCAAAGGCUCGUAAUUUUGACCCCCACCUACAUUUUGACAGCAGCGUGCCUCCGUACGAUGAGCAGUGGGCCCCGUAUGACCAAACCUCUGAAUACGACCCUCAUAUGCCCUAUGAGGAUGGUCUGAACCGCAUAUACGGUCACCCUCAGAUGCAACAUGACACAGGCUAUGACUCCAGUCGACCUCGCUAUGGCAAACCCAGCCCCGGACCGAUCCGACAUGAUGAACCGCCCCCUGCGCGCCUGCAGUAUGACCAGGAAGCACUCCCUCGUACUCAAGCCUCUUCUCGCUCCCCUGAACCCCCCAAACAACAGUACUAUGACCCGUCCCAGAGGCCUUCCUAUACUCAACCUCCACAGAGGGGCUACAUGAACUCUGAGGCCUCUGUGACCCCUCCUAAACCUGAGUCCAUUUCACCGCCAGUGGAACCUGCACUUCCUCCUCCUCCAGCUGAGGCAGAGGAUGACCCAGCCAUGAAGCCCCAGUCCGUGCUCACAAGGGUUAAAAUGUUUGAGAACAAGCGAUCCGUGUCUGUGGACAGAGCAAGAGAGUCCGCAGACACUGGUAUUAGGCCUGUGGACAUGGUGCAUAAACCUGGUGCUGCCUCCAUGCCCAAAGCCAAUUCUUUAAGUAACCUGGACCAAGAGAAGGCCUUUAGAUCUCCAGAGCCACAGCAGCCCCAGCCUAAAGCAACAGAUGAUAUCAUUCGUUCAAAUAACAAUGACCCUGAUGAGGAUGAGGAGUACUACAGGAAACAGCUGUCUUACUUUGACCGACGAAGCUUUGACAGCAAACCCUCUGCACAGCUGGCACCUGCCAUUAAGCCAACCCAACCCCAGACCCAACCAGGGUACUACCCCAGGGCAGAGUCAGUGGAGAAGAUCAACCCUGUUGCUCCAGCUAACCCAGCUGUCCCACCCCCAACCCUGCCCAAACCUGCAGUCACUCCACCUCUCGACCCACAUGGAUCUCCCAAAGUGAAGCCUCCCAAUCAUGAAGACACAGUCCAGAGCACUUACCUGCCUCAGAAAAGCUUCCCAGACAAAUCUCCUGUUAACGGCACCGGCGAACCUCCAAAGACCAACCGCACUACCACGUCCAGCUACAACCGGUUUGUGCCCAAGCCAUACACAACCUCUGCAAGACCCUUCGAGCGCAAGUUUGACAGCCCCAAGUUCAACCACAACCUUCUGCCUAAUGACUCUCAAAAUAAGACGGAUAAUGUGAAAGCUCCCAUCAGUACCACAACCAAACCACAGAGCUCGCCCCAGCCGAUAGACCACGACAGCGGCCUGGACACCUUCACCCGCACCAUGGACCAGAAACCCAAAUACCAGCAAAACAACAUCAACGCUGUACCCAAGGCAAUACCUGUCAGCCCGAGUGCUUUGGAGGAUGACGAUGAUGAUGACAGCCACACGGUGGUGGCGACGGCACGGGGCAUCUUCAACAGUAACGGCGGGGUCCUGAGCUCUAUUGAGACGGGAGUGAGCAUCAUUAUCCCUCAGGGAGCCAUUCCUGACAGUGUGGAGCAAGAGAUCUACUUCAAAGUGUGUCGGGAUAACAGCAUCCUGCCACCUCUGGACAAAGAGAAAGGUGAAACUCUGCUGAGUCCUCUGGUGAUGUGUGGUCCCCACGGCCUGAAGUUCCUGAAGCCAGUGGAGCUCCGCUUACCUCACUGUGCGUCUAUGACCCCUGAUGGUUGGUCUUUUGCUCUAAAAUCCUCCGACUCCUCGUCGGGUGAUCCUAAGAGUUGGCAGAACAAAUCUCUCCCUGGGGAUCCUAACUACCUGGUUGGAGCCAACUGUGUGUCUGUGCUUAUUGACCAUUUCUGAGGAGGGCAACAGCAGGUCCCGUUAGUGAAUGUGGAACCAGAUUAAAGGAGAGAGGACCUUCCCCUUAUAAACACACACACACUCACACUUCCACAAGAUGAAGGCGCUACGUGACACUAAAUGAAGGGUCUCCUGACUGUGCUCUGGCUUUGUUUACGGUAACCUCUGAGACUGGAGGGAGGGUUACAUUCAAUGAAGUGCUGUUUUAAUCUCCUCAUCAUUUUCCUCCUCUUCUUUUUUUUUUUUUUUAAAGUGCUUUUAAAGGCUUUCGAGGAUAACAAAAACGGACAUUAACCAUCGAUGGACUACAUGCUCUGUGCCACUGAUCAACUAAUACUCGCACUGUAAGCCAACUGUAAUAUCCUGCGACACAUUAAGUUGUGUUGUCUAUUUUUUAAAGGAUUUUAUUAGGUUCUUCCAUUCAGUCUAGGCUACUUAAACAUUUAGACUAUAUUAAUCUGCAAGUGUAUUUGAACUUCAUGUAGUAUGCACACUAUAAUAUUAUGAUUCUCAUGUAUAGUGCAACUUUUCUAGAAUAUCGAAUUCCAGUUCUAGGCUUUUCAAUCGAGCAGUUGAAGUGUACAUCUGACACAUUUCCUGACUUUUAUCAUGUCAAGGUGCAGGAUCAGUGCUAGUUGCGUGCGUAAGUGUCAGAGGGAAUCUCGGCAUCUUAAGAAUAAUACAGGAUGAAGUUUUCUAGCCAAGGACGUGUCAUGUAAGGCUCACCUUUUUUAAAUAGCUCCUUUGUAGACACCACUAGCCUCCUCACAGACCUGUGAACUUGAGCACUGGAACAUUCCUGCAGUGUCGAGAUCUAUGCACGUGCUUUGACUCAGGUGUGAAGAACGCUGCUCUCUCCUUUCCCCUCUAUCUCUCCCAGAUUCUUCCUCACUCUCUCUCUCUCUCUCACUCACUCCAUCUAAAGCAGUGAUGCCUUAUCUGAAACGACACUUUUUUCAAUAACAAAAACCUUUGUGGUUUCUUUUUGCUAAGUUGUUGUAAUGAUAAAUUAUGAAGAAACUGAAGUUGUCUUUCUGCCAUUUUUGUCAACCCGCUGUACAAAUAAACCUGGGUGUUGCACACAAGCGUAACAGUGUAAAGGAUAAGAACAGGUUUUCUCUUUUUAUCUGCUAUGCACAUGACCUUUGAAGAGAAACACAAAUAAAAGAUGGAAGGAGAUCAAUUGGCUGUACAUAAAGCUAGCAUAUUGCCUUCAUUAUUGGUUUGUAAAUGACUUUUUUUGUAUGUCUUUAUUUUGUAUAAAACUUAAGGGGGAAACAUUUAUAAAAGAGGAUGAAUGAAAUUAAAACGAUCGUCUUUGUAUUCUGGUUCUAGCUUUGAGCCUUGGAACGUGUACUUAGCAGUAAUAUCACAUUUUCUACAGAUACACACUAAAUAUAAGCGUUUUUAAUGAUAACCUUCUUUUUAUUCUUUAUUUACAAAUGAAAGUGCUUGAUGUAAACUAUUCUCAAAACCUGUUUCUUUUCAACUGUGUGCUUGAAAUGUGUCCCACGCAUUUAUUUGUGAUACUGGAUGCUAUAUUGGGUGUCCUGAAAUGUAUUUUUGUACUAAUAGACGAUUUAUUAUGGCACACCGGAAGACUUUUUUUCUUUUCUUUAGACAAUAUAACACAGCUUUGACUGGUCAUUAGCUAUUCACGUGUGGCAGAGUUUGUUCCCUUUUCAACACAAUUUCCAGUA
Sinocyclocheilus grahami is the source of this 7016-nucleotide messenger RNA. Its product is annotated as tight junction protein ZO-1-like. Gene Ontology annotation, cellular component: bicellular tight junction; plasma membrane. The record is from RefSeq and is a predicted model, not a curated record. NCBI's taxonomy places the organism in Eukaryota, Metazoa, Chordata, Actinopteri, Cypriniformes, Cyprinidae. Gene Ontology annotation, molecular function: cell adhesion molecule binding. The coding region runs from base 346 to 5316 and encodes 1656 amino acids. The transcript has 28 exons. Gene Ontology annotation, biological process: protein localization to cell-cell junction; cell-cell junction organization; cell-cell adhesion.